UUGCAGAUCUGCUGAAAUUUAGACCUCUUCUCUUCAAAAUUAAAAUGUAUGCUGAGAAGCAAGCAGAGGAAGCUAUUGUUUCAAACUUCAAUGGAACUGAUCGUGAUGGGGAGGAAGUUGAGAAAUUAGGUGAAGAAGAUCAGUCUAUUUUCAGUGUCAAAAGCCUCCUCUGGCAUGGUGGCUCUGUUUGGGAUGCUUGGUUCAGCUGUGCUUCUAAUCAAGUUGCUCAAGUGCUGUUAACAUUGCCAUAUUCAUUUUCUCAACUUGGUAUGGUAUCUGGCAUAGUGUUUCAAGUGUUCUAUGGUCUUGUUGGGAGCUGGACUGCAUACCUCAUCAGUGUUCUCUACAUAGAGUACAGAAGCAGAAAAGAGAAAGAAGGUGUCAACUUCAAAAAUCAUGUCAUUCAGUGGUUUGAAGUGCUUGAUGGACUAUUGGGUCCUUACUGGAAAGCAGCAGGCCUUGCCUUCAACUGUACGUUCCUUCUGUUUGGAUCUGUCAUACAACUAAUUGCUUGCGCAAGUAACAUAUAUUACAUCAAUGACCAUUUAGACAAGAGGACAUGGACAUACAUAUUUGGAGCUUGCUGUGCCACCACAGUUUUCAUUCCUUCCUUCCAUAACUAUAGGAUUUGGUCUUUUCUUGGCCUUGGGAUGACCACUUAUACAGCAUGGUACUUAACUAUUGCUGCUGUCAUUCAUGGCCAGGUUGAAAAUGUACAACACACUGCUCCAGCAAAGCUUGUGCUGUAUUUUACUGGUGCCACCAAUAUUCUUUACACCUUUGGUGGACAUGCUGUUACUGUGGAAAUUAUGCAUGCAAUGUGGAAACCCCAGAAGUUCAAGUACAUUUACCUAAUAGCCACACUCUACGUUUUCACCCUAACUAUUCCAUCAGCUUCAGCAGUCUACUGGGCAUUCGGAGAUCAACUUCUUAACCAUAGUAACGCAUUUUCACUUCUUCCAAAAGACAGAUGGCGCGAUGCUGCAGUUAUAUUGAUGCUAAUACACCAGUUUAUCACGUUUGGAUUCGCGUGUACGCCGUUGUACUUUGUGUGGGAGAAGGUUAUAGGGAUGCAUGACACUAAAAGCAUAUGCUUAAGGGCACUUGUUAGGUUGCCUGUGGUGAUACCCAUAUGGUUUUUGGCUAUUAUAUUCCCAUUCUUUGGGCCUAUUAACUCUGCUGUUGGGGCUCUUUUGGUUAGUUUCACUGUCUACAUCAUUCCAGCUCUUGCUCAUAUGCUCACUUAUAGAACAACCUCUGCUCGACAGAAUGCAACAGAAAAGCCACCAUCCUUCAUGCCAAGUUGGACUGUCAUGUAUGUUAUUAACAUUUUUAUAGUAGGCUGGGUUUUGGUUGUUGGGUUUGGGUUUGGUGGAUGGGCCAGUAUGAGCAAUUUCAUCAAACAAGUUGAUACAUUUGGCCUUUUUGCAAAAUGUUACCAAUGUAAACCUCCGGUGGGCCAGCCACCACAUCCGACACCUCAGGCCACCGUGCACAACUAGGUACUGACUUGGAUCCACCACGCCAAUAUGUUGGAGAAGUCAACGAUCGAACUGUUCUUCAAAUAUUUUUGCAUGUAACCCAAAACGUGUUAGUGUGUUAAUCUUCAUUUUCUUUUGUUCGUGUUUCUCCUUUUUGUUCUCAUAUUAGAUAUGAUUAUUAACGUGUCGAAUUGCUGACUAAUUGGCUAUCAAAGGAUUAGCUAAUUAUUUGAAUCAACAUAUGCUAAUGUUAAUUAAUUCUUUUGUCCAACUUUUUGGUUGUUAGUAAAUACUAUAUUGUCACAUCU
This is a messenger RNA of Solanum verrucosum, 1789 nucleotides long. Its product is annotated as auxin transporter-like protein 4. Gene Ontology annotation, cellular component: plasma membrane. The transcript is spliced from 7 exons. The record is from RefSeq and is a predicted model, not a curated record. Bases 45 to 1502 code for a protein of 485 amino acids. NCBI's taxonomy places the organism in Eukaryota, Viridiplantae, Streptophyta, Magnoliopsida, Solanales, Solanaceae.